AUGGCUAACUCUUCUGGCCAUAGGAAUAAUCCGUCUGAUAGUAAUGCUAACAACACUCUUAAUGCUCGUGGUAAUGGGGAUGGUAAAGCAGUUGCUAACACCGCUAAUGGGGGAAAAGCUCGACUUUAUGGUUUGACUUGUAAGGAGGCGAAGGAAGAACCUGACGUCAUGGUCACAGGUAUUCUAACUAUAUGUUCUCUUGAAGCAUAUUCGUUGAUCGAUUCGAGUUCAAGUUUUUCUUCUAUAACUCAGUAUCUUGCCCUUGAUUUUGGUGUGAAACCCAAACAAUUGUUAGAACCCUAUACUACGAAUACCCCUACUAGUAUUCUCGUUAUUGCUUCUAGAAUCUAUAGAGAUUGUGUAGCCGUAGUUAAUGGCCGGGAGACUACUUCAGAUUUGAUGGAAAUAGGAAUGGUGAACAUUGAAGUGAUCAUGGGGAUAGACUGGCUUUCCAAAUGUUAUGCAAUUCUAGGUUGCCCAUUAAAAAUAGUUAGUCUUGUAUUUCUAGAUGAACCCAUUAUGAUUAAAAGAGUAAUAUCGUUAAAUCUCGAGGUAGACUAUAGGUGUGAAUCCCUUAUUUCAUUCUCAGGCUUGUCUGGUGUAGUUGUAGGAGUCUCUGUGAGGAUCAUAUGCUUAUUGUCAGAGCAGUAA
Molecule: messenger RNA, 651 nt
Organism: Lycium ferocissimum
Lineage: Eukaryota; Viridiplantae; Streptophyta; Magnoliopsida; Solanales; Solanaceae
Exons: 1
Coding region: 1-651 (216 amino acids)
Source: RefSeq, a predicted model, not a curated record